AUGGUUACGAGGGUUGCCCUAGAUGUUGUCAUGCUCCCUACGGUCGCGACCGACCGCGGGGCCAAUUCGACCAUUGAGUCGGAUCGCCAGGAAAAUGUGAUCAGACAGGACCUAGACAUGCACCUUUUAACGGCAACCUUGCUGCGGUUCCCCAAUCUGCACACCUUGGCCGUACAGUACCUCGGGAUCUUGCGGGAGGACCCCUUGAUAUGCCGGUGUGCCCCUUGGGGAAUCUUGGCGAGCCGGUCGCUUCGGCAGCUAACGGGCCUGUGUCCCCACGACACAACAACAUAUCGCCCCAGCCACCCCGAGCCCAUCCAUGGGACGCCCGGCGGCGGAAACCCUUGGACCUCGUUUGGCCCGCCGCUAGACUCCCAGGAGACCGUGCGGGCGCAUGAGGAAGCGCGCAUCUGCGUCCAGAAGCUGCUGGUUGCCGCGGCCGCGGCGGGGCUCCGGCCCAAGACAUUCGAGAUCCUCGCGGGCACGCUCGCGCAGCUGGGCCACGAGAUCCUUCAAUGGCCGGGAGAGGUAAUGUUCCAGGUCAUGCCGAUGCUCAAAUCGAUCCGCAAGCUCCGGCUCAGCCUACGGCUGGUGGAAGGGGGUCAGGCCUCCUUCUGCGACUGGCUCGGCUACGCCACGGGGCUCCGCAGCCUGCACCUCGACAUGUGCUCGGCGACCGACCAGUAUACGGGCAGCCUCCUCUACUUCGUCACGCCGCCGCGGGGCAUGACGCAGACGCCGCAGCUCCCGGGGCUGCCCCCGGUGAGGAUGUUCCCGUGGAUCCCGCUCGCCGAGCUCACGCUCUCGCGCGGCUCGCUCGACGUCAACAGGCUCAUCGCCUGCCUCCGGCACUUCGGCCCGACCCUGCAGCACCUCGAGCUCGAUCGCAUCACGCUGUACCACCACCGGACGGCCCAGCCGCUGGGGAACCCGCCGGCCUCGCAGGGCCUCCUGCCGCGGCUCCUCGACGCCGUCGAGCCCGUCGCGCGCGGGUGGGCCUCCUUCCGCCUCUCGCACAUCGCGCACAGCGGGCCGCGGCGCCCGUGGCCUCCUCCCCCGCCGCCGCCGCCGCCGCCCCCCGCCGGCCUACUGGGGCUGUUCCCGCCGCCCCCCGCCGGCUUGCCGGGGCCGUUCCCGCCGCAGGGCUACGUCUUCAUCGCACCCGGCGGCCACUACAAGACCAUCUCGUACGCGGGGCCCCACCCGGCCGCGGCGCUGCGCGACAUCCGCCGGGGCGUCGUCGCCAGCGCGCCCUGGACACCGGACCCGGAGGCGCGCUGGGAGGGCGCGGACCGCUGGGAGGGGUCCUGGGACCCGUGGGCGAGGACCUGCGCGUGCGAGCGCUGCGCCUCCAUGGUCUACAUCCACGUCCGCCCGGCCGACCCGGAGAGCUACCCUGUGGACAUGGACCUGAGCUGACAUGGGAUUGGAUGCGCCGUUGGCAUGUUAUUCUCAGGUACACAAGGCGUGCGUUUUCGCCGCAAGAUGGGAAUGAGAGUGAUGUGUGCAUUUUUGGGGUGGCCUUCAGUCGUAAUUGGUAUAGAUCUGCUGCAUGGUUGGGGCCUCCACCGCCAGCAUCGGUCGUUGAUCGAGUGUGGCAUUUUGCGCCGCAUCGAAACGUCGGAUCGCCAGAUGCUCCGGGACUUCCCUUUCCAGAUAUCUACCAAUUUUGCAGACAACAGGCUAAAUUCAGCGUUGAACCCAAGCGAAAAUAAUAAUCCUUGACCUCCAUGUCGCAGUCCUUGUUACACCAGACUCUUCGCUCUCAGUAUUCCCACACAACCCAGCCGCUGCGCACAACCAUAUCCUUCACAUGAUAACCAGACAUGGGCCCAGCCAAUCUUUCAGCUCAUUCUCGCGCUCCCAUCCGUGGCCUUUGCCUCAAAUCUACCUCAAAAAGAGCUGUGAUGCCCGCGGCCCCUAGUCAGAUCUACCCCUGGGCGAGGAGGAUCUGUAUCGGCUCUCCGCAGAUGCUUCGAGGGACCCGGCGGUUCUGCAGCCGAGGCUCCGUUCGACUUCAGAAAUCUCGUGGAGGAUCCUCUGAUGUUUUUUUUCAGAAGCUUAUCCCAUACCAACCCAACUACUUUACAUGCAAUUUUUCGGUUGGAACUUACGGUUAAAUCAAGAUACAAAACACCCAUGAUAAAGGUUUAUCCAGCAUGGGAUCUGGGAUUUAUGGUUACGUCGCUGAGAGCCAGAGGAUCUCUGCCAAUCCAAACAUCGCUCGGAAACGCAGUCUGAGAUUUGCAAACCAAAGCUGCACUGAUCCACAAGCCGAGUGCGAUGGCUGACAGGUGUUUCGGUAUACAGACUCUGUCCCAGAAUGUACCACCAUCUCUGCACAUGAUCGAAAGUGACAGACGCCUUCUUCGAAUCCAGACCACGACGAACGUAGAUAGGUCGCGCAGACGGAAGAAAUGGUUGCCGCGCUUUAGCAAAGAAAUGGUGCAAUUGCCUUUCUGAUACCACUUGUAGUACAGUAGUUCAACGAAUUGCAUGUUUUCGUCUAUGUUACGGCCCC
Molecule: messenger RNA, 2521 nt
Organism: Gaeumannomyces tritici R3-111a-1
Lineage: Eukaryota; Fungi; Ascomycota; Sordariomycetes; Magnaporthales; Magnaporthaceae
Exons: 1
Coding region: 1-1419 (472 amino acids)
Source: RefSeq, a predicted model, not a curated record